Messenger RNA from Myxozyma melibiosi, 657 nucleotides. Its product is annotated as Mss4-like protein. Gene Ontology annotation, cellular component: membrane; cytosol. Gene Ontology annotation, molecular function: zinc ion binding; guanyl-nucleotide exchange factor activity. The record is from RefSeq and is a predicted model, not a curated record. Lineage: Eukaryota; Fungi; Ascomycota; Lipomycetes; Lipomycetales; Lipomycetaceae. The coding region runs from base 141 to 557 and encodes 138 amino acids. The transcript has 2 exons. Gene Ontology annotation, biological process: small GTPase-mediated signal transduction; post-Golgi vesicle-mediated transport.
UUGGUGACAAAACCAUCGCCGACGCGCUCAAAUCUUUCGCGCAUCCUCAGGUCAUGUGAUGUGCUUAUGUAAACGCACAUCCGCCGAUCUUCAAGUCUGAGCAGCGCGCGGCUUCUUCACGAGUUUAGAGAUCAGUGAAGAUGGCAGAGAAGCAGGAGUACAAGCAAGUGGCGGAGGCGAUUGGUGAAGGGGCGGUGAAUGCGCAUAAGCUGUAUUGCCCGUUUAAUAACUGCUCGAGUCUGAUUCUGUCGCCUGGCGUGGGUGUUUUGACAAGGAAACCAAAGAUUCCAAAGGAAUCCUUUCCCUCUCGCGCAAUUGAGGAAGAGAAAGAGCAGGAAGAAGAAGAAGAAGGCGACGAUCUAUUCUGGGUUCUCACAGAUCCAUUCCAAUUCGACAACCUCGGCUUCAGCAAGAGUUCGACGACAGGAAUCAAGUAUCUGGCCUGCGCGGACUGCGACCGUGGUCCGUUGGGAUAUCAUGAUGCGAACGUGAUUGAGCAGGGUGGACAGGCGGAGUAUUUGCUCAGUGCGAAGAGGGUUUUGUAUAAGAAGAUAUAAGUAUAUUGCAGAUUCAGUUCGGAAGGCUACAGCAGUGACAACGUGAUUGAGAAAGAACGGCUGUAUAACCAAGCUACUUUCUUGCUAAGGAGUGUUUGGA